AUGGCACUCUGGAUCUCCUCAGAGGUUGAGGACUACCUCCCUUCAUCCCAGAGCGCAUACCGACGGGACCGGGCCACAACUGAUGUGGUGUUCACUCUACGGAUCCUCAGCGGCAUUGCUGAGACGAAGCAAUGGUCUCUGUACAGGCUCGGCAUAGAUCUCUCGAAGGCCUUCGACACGCCACACCGCUCAGAUCUCCUUAGCACGGUUGUCAGCGUUGCUCCUACCACGCCGGAUGUGCUACCCUUAGUCCACACUCUGCUGUCAGAUACCACCCUUCAGGUACGUGUGCAGGGAAAAACAGCACCUCCUUUUAGGUCGAACGUUGGCACACCACAGGGUGACAGUCUUAGUCCCAUUCUAUGUACAUGCUACUUUGAGAGUGCACUGCGAGGUAUCAGAUCUGACUCCCCUCCUGACGACAUCCUACCACCUGAACUGCAGUAUGCGGAUGAUCUAGACUUCAUUGGAACUGAUGAGCAAGAGCUAGAGGACGUUCACGAUCAAUGUGCCGAGACCCUCCCAAGCCAUAACCUCACCGUUAAGUCCUCCAAAACUGAGCGAACAAAGAUGUACCUGGCUGAUGAUCUGGAGGAGCGUGGUUCCGAAGCAAGGAGAAAUGCGAAGUCGCUGGGAUCACGGCUAGGCUCAGCGCAAGAUGUCCAAGCCAGAAAGGCCCUAGCAACCCAGGCAUUCUGUUCGUUGUACGCACUCUUCAAGCAUCAAUCUACCUCACUACUGCUUAGAGCUGCGCCGUACAAAACCUGUGUGAAGCCAGUGCUGUUGUACAACUGUCCGACAUUUGGUCUCACAGAUGCCACCACCAGAAGGAUUGACACCUUUCAUCGAAGGAAUCUGAGAACAAUGGCUGGCGCUAAGUUCCCAAACACAAUUACCGACAAGCAUCUGUACGACAUCUGCGGCUCAGCACCGAUUUCGCUCGAGAUUGACCAACGGCGUUGGGAGUUCCUUGGUACCGUGCUGAGAAUGCAGAAGAGCUCUCCCCCACAGCGUGUGUUAGAGUUUUCAGCCACCGCGAGCCUGCGCGGUCGACUGGGCCGACCCAGGACAACUCUCCUCUUCUCAGGACUGCCUAGCCCGACUCGGCGUUCGCCUGGGCACGCUUAG
This is a messenger RNA of Sycon ciliatum, 1128 nucleotides long. RefSeq lists its product as uncharacterized. Lineage: Eukaryota; Metazoa; Porifera; Calcarea; Leucosolenida; Sycettidae. The record is from RefSeq and is a predicted model, not a curated record. The coding region runs from base 1 to 1128 and encodes 375 amino acids. The transcript is spliced from 2 exons.